AUGUGGGGUCCCUCUGUGCCAUGGGGGUCCUGUCCUGUCCCAUGCCUGUGUCCCCCUGUCCCCGUGUCCUGUCCCCGUGCCACGCUGCUGUCCCCUUGUGCCAUCAGUGUCCUGUCCCCCUUCCCUCUGUCCCCGCUGCCGCCUGUGCCAUGUGGGGGUCCUGUGCCAUCGGAGUGCUGUCCUCUGGAGGUGCUGGGGCACCCCGAGGUGGGGGCCCUGCUGCAGGCGCCGGUGCUGGGACCCCUCCUGCCCCCCGAGACCCAGCGCAGCCUCGAGAGCUCCUGCAUCGCCGCUGUCAAGGCGAAGGUGGAGGUGGCGGUGGCACAGGAGCUGCAGCUCAGCGAGGACACGUGGGCAGAGGAGGCCUCCAGCCAGGACCUGCAGGAGGGACUGGCCACCCGCGUCACCGGGCUGCUGCGGGCGCACGUGGAUCGAGCCCCCCAGAUCACCCCUGAGUUUGGCAUGGAGAUGGCACACAGCCUCCUGGGCGUGCUGGUGGCCUUCCUGCACAGUUUCCAGCGGAAGGUGGAGCGGUUCCUGGAAGCCCCCGGUGAAGCCACGCCACCUGACAGUGCCACCGGCCGCGCCAUUGCCCUGGUCAACUGCUGUCCCCCCUUCAGGACCUUCGCCGAGCGCCUGGCGCAGUUUGGGCACCCCGAGAGCGAGGAGCCCCGGCGCCAGGCCCACGCCGCCCUGGACAAGGUGACCCGGCUCUGCAACCACGUCCUCACCCAGCGCCUCUUUGAGGACCUCAAGCCCUACUUCAGCAAGCUGAUGAAGCGCAAGUGGCUGACGAGCUCCGACGCCUUCGACACCAUCGUGAUGCUCAUCACCAGCUUCACCCAGAAGCUGCGCCCGCUGCGCCCUGAGCCCUACCAG
Charadrius vociferus (killdeer) is the source of this 879-nucleotide messenger RNA. RefSeq names its product exocyst complex component 3-like 2 (gene EXOC3L2). Gene Ontology annotation, molecular function: SNARE binding. Lineage: Eukaryota; Metazoa; Chordata; Aves; Charadriiformes; Charadriidae. Gene Ontology annotation, cellular component: exocyst. Gene Ontology annotation, biological process: exocytosis; exocyst localization. The record is from RefSeq and is a predicted model, not a curated record.